AUGGCAGACACAAUCACCAUCCUUGUCGCCACUGACAACCAUGUUGGAGCCCACGAACGAGACCCGAUCCGAGGUGACGACUCCUGGAAGACGUUCCAUGAGAUCAUGUGUCUGGCCAAAGAUCGAGAUGUUGAUAUGGUCCUGCUCGCCGGUGACCUCUUCCACGAGAACAAACCCUCACGAAAGUCCAUGUACAAUGUCAUGCGGUCCCUGAGACUCAACUGCUUGGGUGACAAACCUUGCGAGCUCGAAAUGCUGUCCGAUGAGUCGGAACAUUUCGACACCACGUUCGACCAUGUCAACUACGAAGACGCCAAUAUCAAUGUUGGAAUCCCCGUUUUCUCGAUACACGGGAAUCAUGACGACCCAACCGGGGAAGGCCACUACUCUGCUCUAGACCUGCUAGCUGUUUCUGGACUGAUCAACUACUACGGGAAAACUCCUCAGAGUGAUAACAUCGUGGUCAAGCCGGUUUUGAUACAGAAAGGCCGCACGAAGCUAGCCCUGUACGGCCUCUCCAAUGUCCGAGAUGAGCGCCUGCAUCGAACCUUCAGGGAUGGCAAGGUCAAAUUCCACCGACCGAGCAAGCAGAUGGGCGAUUGGUACAAUUUGAUAUGCGUUCAUCAAAAUCACCAUGCACAUACAGAGACAUCAUAUCUGCCCGAGAACUUUCUGCCCGAUUUUCUGGAUCUGGUGAUCUGGGGCCACGAGCACGAGUGUGAUAUCGAACCCAGACUGAAUCCAGAAAUGAACUUCAAGGUUAUGCAACCAGGGUCCUCUGUUGCCACCUCUUUGAUCCCAGGCGAAGCCGUCCCUAAAAAGGUUGCAAUCCUGACUAUCACUGGGCGAGACAUGACAUGUGAACCAAUUCGGCUGAAAACAGUCCGUCCGUUUGUCUACAAGGACAUCACGCUCGCCGCAGACAAAGAUGCUGUUCGGAUUGCUAGAUCCAAAGACGAUCAUCGUGCAGAGCUGACCCGCCACAUGAUCAAGAUUGUGGACGGGCUAAUUGAGCAAGCCAGGGAAGAAUGGUCAGAGGCGCAAGAAGAAAGACAAUACCCAGACGAGGAACAGGAAGAAUGCCCGUUGCCCUUGAUUAGACUACGCGUUGAGACGACCUCGGCCGACGGCAUCGGCAAGUUUGAUAUUGAGAAUCCCCAACGCUUUUCCAACAGGUUCAUUGACAAGGUCGCCAACACCAACGAUGUGGUCCAGUUCCAUGUCAAGAAAAAGAACGCAGCGGCACGCGCAGCUCGAGACGCACAGGCAGAUAAGGAGAUCAUGGCCAAACUUCAAGGUCUGGAGACCAUCCGGGUCGACAAACUCGUUCGAGAAUUCCUCCAAGCCCAAUCCCUCACUAUCCUCCCCCAAAACUAUUUUGGUGACGCUGUGAAUCAAUACGUGGAAAAGGAUGACAAACACGCCAUGGAAAUGUUUGUGAACGAAUCACUCGCGGAUCAAAUCAAGCACCUCGUCAGACUACAAACCGACGCGAAUGACGCCGACGACGACGAUGAAGACCUGGCGACCCAGAUCCAAGAGCAGCGUGCAAAGAUGGAAGAGAUGUUUGCGAAGGGCAUGCUCAAGGUGUCCAAAAACAAAGCUAGGUUCAAACCUCAGCCGGCCGACUGGGAUAGUGAUAUCGAUGGACCAUGGGAGGACAACCCUGCUGCUUUGCUGCGUGAUUCAGAGGAUUUGGAAAGUAGAAACGGGGACGAAGACGAAGACGGUGAAGGGGCAACACCUGCACCAAGAACAACAGCAGCCAGGGGACGAGGAAGAGGAAGAGGUGGUCGAGCUGGUUCAACGGCUACGACCACCACUCGCAAGGCGACACCCACAGCGAAGAAAGCCGCCGCAACGACAACCGCUUCACGAGCGCGGAAGCGGGCAAUCUCAGACGAUGAAGACGAUGUAGAAGAGGACGACGACAUCAUCAUGGAGGACAAUGACGAGGAAGACGACUCUCAAGCCAUGUUUGUGCCUGAAAAGCGCAAGACCGCCGCAAGUACGCGAGGGCGCAGCGCAACAUCAGCAGCAGCAGCGGCCAGCACCACGACAACCCGAGCCGGAGCCAGAACGAAACCGACCUCCUUCGCUUCAUCGACGCUGGCGACCAAAAAGCCACCUGCCCGCGCUGCGGCUUCAAAGCAGAAACAGUCGACCCUCAGCUUCACCAUGUCGCAGAACAGCAUAUUGGGGAACGGACGGAGCACAGGGGGAAGCCGGAGUCAGAGCCACGAGCAGAUCGAUGACGAUGACGACGACGAUGAUGCGUUUGAACCCGCUCCGCCCACGAGGAGAAGACGAUGA
This is a messenger RNA of Fonsecaea nubica, 2313 nucleotides long. RefSeq names its product DNA repair protein (mre11). The coding region runs from base 1 to 2313 and encodes 770 amino acids. Gene Ontology annotation, molecular function: manganese ion binding; 3'-5'-DNA exonuclease activity; DNA endonuclease activity. The record is from RefSeq and is a predicted model, not a curated record. The transcript has a single exon. Gene Ontology annotation, cellular component: nucleus; Mre11 complex. NCBI's taxonomy places the organism in Eukaryota, Fungi, Ascomycota, Eurotiomycetes, Chaetothyriales, Herpotrichiellaceae. Gene Ontology annotation, biological process: double-strand break repair via homologous recombination; mitotic G2 DNA damage checkpoint signaling; mitotic intra-S DNA damage checkpoint signaling.